Arachis ipaensis is the source of this 402-nucleotide messenger RNA. Lineage: Eukaryota; Viridiplantae; Streptophyta; Magnoliopsida; Fabales; Fabaceae. The record is from RefSeq and is a predicted model, not a curated record.
AUGAGGAAGAAAACUAUUUCACAAAAGCCUCCACGUGAAAAGAUCUUCAAGCUUCCUGCAAAACAAAAACCUUCUACCUACUAUCAAGACCGAACAUUCACUCUCUCUCCUUCUCCUCCUACCUUACCUCCUCAGUCGGAUCCAAUGGCUUGCACUAAGAACCCCUCAAGGUUUCCACCUUCAGCCAAGCAGACACCACCACCAAAGGAACCUCCUUCUAAACCUGGUUUGUUGAAGCCAAGCUCUUCGAAAGAGAAACGCCUAGCUGCUACCGAACCUACCUCUGAGCCCACUCAACCUAUGAUAAAGUCUGUUCCCUUGCAUUUUCAGAGAGGUAAACCUCAACUCCCUCUUAAAUCUAUUAGAGAACCAGACACAGAUCCCUUUGCUCAUAACUCCUAG